Molecule: messenger RNA, 2957 nt
Organism: Candoia aspera
Lineage: Eukaryota; Metazoa; Chordata; Lepidosauria; Squamata; Candoiidae
Product: 52 kDa repressor of the inhibitor of the protein kinase-like
Exons: 3
Coding region: 199-2505 (768 amino acids)
Molecular function (GO): protein dimerization activity
Source: RefSeq, a predicted model, not a curated record
CUGAUCUACUCAUUGUGCUGAGCCAUGGAUGUGUUAACCAUGAUGCACUGAAUGGACCAUCCUUGCCUUGGCUCACCCAGCACAUUCAACUUGUACCAAAGAAAGCCCCACGUAAUAGAGUGAACUUUUCCCUUCUUGGCCUCCCUGCCUCACGUGGCUGCUCCGCAUAGCCACUCCAGAGCCACACGGCUACCUGGAAUGGAGAUCAGAAGUUUUUUUGGAAAGCGCAAAAUAGUUGAAGAAGAAACAUCGCAGAAGAAAAGGAAGAACGAGGAAGAAAGUAGCAGCAGUUCCUGUUCAGGCUCACCCGCAGAAUAUGAAUGCAUCAUGGAUGAUUUGGAAUUUGCUGUCCAUCCUUACGAUAUUGGGCUAUAUGUGAAUUCACCCACUCCUCUCACAGAUGAUGUCAAGUAUAAUCUUCUUGUGAAUACCUACACACCAGCACACGAUUAUAAUUUCAAGGGAGAUUCAACAGGAAUACGCAGUUUUCGUCAUAUAUGGCUAAUUAGAUAUUCACCGUGGCUUAGCUACUCUUCCUACUUGAAAGGACCAUUUUGUAAAUACUGCAUUGUGUUCCCACAGCCUGAUCUCUGUGGGAGACAGGGCGGCUUCAUCAUGGUGCCAUUUGUGAGAUACAAUGAUUUUCACGUGUGUGCAAAAAAACACAUGUCAAGCGCAUGGCACAGAAGCGCAGAAGUCGAUGCAACUAACUUCCUAAGCAGCAGGAAUGUAUUUGAAACAAACUUUGCCUGUCAGAUUGACAGCAGCAUAAACCGGAUAGUCAAUGAAAAUCGUAAAAAAUUAUACUCGAUACUGUCAACCAUCGUAUUCUGUGGCACCCAUGACAUUCCUUUACGCGGAGAAACAAGCAAAACGGGGAACAUGCAGAGUCUCUUGGCAUUCCGCGUUGAAGCUGGAGAUGCGACCCUGCGGGAACAUCUGGAAACCGAUGCGGGUAACGCUCGGGACAUGUCAGCCCAAAUAGAACACGAACUGAUUAAGCUGUGUGUUGAUGCCAUUAGGGAAGAGAUCGUUUCUGCCGCCAAUAGUUCCACUGGAUUUUCAGUUCUUGUCGGCGAAGGCGCCGAGAUCUCUGGGGAGGAGCAGUUGUCGCUUGGCGUACGUUUUGUGGACACGGCUGGCACCAAACCUGUCGUUCGAGAGGAGUUCCUUGGUUUCGCAGCACUCAAGGAAUGGGAUGCUGCCUGCAUUGCCGAGACCAUUAUUGAGGAGUGCACAAAAUAUGGUUUAAAUCUAGAAAAAUUAUACGGCCAAGGAUAUGAUGGAUGCUCUAAAUUGGCCGGCAAAGAGGGUGGUGUGCAAGCUAAACUAAAGAAUAGGUACCCCAAAGCUACUUUUGUCCACUGCGCAGCACAUACUCUCAAUCUGGCUGUGAAUGACUUAAAUGCUGUGCCUGAGAUAAGGAAUGCAGUUGGCACAAUCAAAGCCAUCGUUCGCUUUUUCCGUGAGAGUACAAGCAGAAGACACCUUAUUCCAGCUGUGCCGUUGCUGGGUGAAACGCAUUGGGCUGCAAAAUACAAGAGAGUCAGAAUUUUUUCCAAGAAUUUUGAACAGAUUUUCGAUCAGUUAAGAAAACUGGCCACUACAGCUUCAGGUCAAACAUCCCAGGAUGCGUAUCAGUUACACUGUGCUUCAGGGACACCUAAUUUCCUCUUUUGCCUUGUUAUAAUUUCAACCUAUUGUGGUAAAUUAGAGUCGGUGACCCAGUCUCUGCAAGCUGUUCGGCUUGAUAUGACGAAGGUGUAUGAACACGUCCAGGAGCUCUUAAGUGUCUUUCGUGGCCACCAAGAAAAGGCAGAGGAGCAUUUCAAGGGAAUUUUUUUGGAAGUUCAAGAACUAGCAGACAAGUUGGGCGUUGCCUUGAGUGUUCCCAGACAAUGUGGCCUGCAGAAGAACUGCUCAAAUGCCAGUGGCCCAACUGAGGAAGAGUAUUUCCGCCAGUCGCUCUACGUACCCUACUUGAACUCGGUAAUCUCGUGGUUGGAAAGCCGGUUUGCUCCAGAAAGCAAGGCGGUUUUUGGGAUCUUCUCGCUUCAUCCUGUAGAAAUGGCCAAAGUUGGCCUUGAAAACUUGAAAAUGGAGAUGGAAAAAAUCAGUGAGUUAUACGAAAUUGAAAAUUUGAAAAGUGAAGCAGUCACCUGGUUUGAAAAGUGGUUGAGGAAGAAGGAAGAAACAGUUGAAAACGGGGAGAAUGGACUUCUGGAUUUGCUGCCGUACGUCGACCGGUAUCCUUCAAUUCAACAGGCCCUUCUGAUUGCUCUGACGCUCCCAGUAACAACCUGUACAGUGGAAAAACCAUUCAGUACAAUGAGAAGGGUAAAAACGUGGCUGAGAUCAACAGUGGCAGAUGACCGUUUGCCUGGACUUUGCAUGAUGAGUGCUCAUCGAGUAAAAAUUAAUGAAAACAAGGACGAAUUACUCCAAAAAGUGAUUGACAGAUUUGCAGAAGAUAACAGGCGUUUACAAUUUCUCUUUGAAAAAUAGCUGGUUAACUAUUUUUUUUAUUAUUUUUAUUAAGAACUUUGAAGAAUAUAAGUAAGGAGGAAUAAAAAAAUAUAAAAGGAUAAAAUAUGAGUGGUAGGAUUACAGCUGGAUAUACAACAAAUCUAGAAUAUCAUACAAACCAUUAUGUUCCAGUAUAUAAUUAGAGACUUAUGAUAUAAAAUAUAUCAUCCAUUUUGUAAGCCUUUAAUGUCUGUAUUGAGCUUUAAACUGAAAAUGCUUGAUUAACAGUGUGCAUCACUAGGAAACACUAUAAGCAGCACAUUAAGUCAAAGUUUUCCAUCAAAUUAAGAUAUAAAGUGUAUAUAUAAGAAAACGCAAAGUUUUCACAAUCUCUGCUCAUAGAUUUUUCUAAUUUGGGAAUGGAAGUGUUGAUUUAAUGUUGAUUCUAAUUAUGCUGGAUUGAUGCUGGUCUAUAAACAUAAUGAAUUUUA